Molecule: messenger RNA, 3171 nt
Organism: Daktulosphaira vitifoliae (grape phylloxera)
Lineage: Eukaryota; Metazoa; Arthropoda; Insecta; Hemiptera; Phylloxeridae
Product: sodium-dependent serotonin transporter
Exons: 12
Coding region: 167-2017 (616 amino acids)
Biological process (GO): serotonin uptake; sodium ion transmembrane transport
Cellular component (GO): membrane; neuron projection
Molecular function (GO): serotonin:sodium:chloride symporter activity; serotonin binding
Source: RefSeq, a predicted model, not a curated record
UCCAUUAUUCUGGUCUGAACUCUCAGAAGGGCUCUAACGGUUUUUAGGCGAUUUGAGUUUGGCAGUGUAUUUAGCGCGCCGGUAACAGCUACACCUACUGCAUUGGCCGUAGGCGCCAUGCAUUCCUCGGUCGUCACAUCACGUAAACUAGACCGCCAACAGUGACAUGAUUAUGGGAGAGGAUGAAGGCGAAAUAGAAGGCGGGGGUGGUGGGAAUGAUGACUGUUUGGACGAUGGCGACGAGGAGGUAGCCGCUAUGAUGGGGCCUCCGGUAAAAUUUGGUUGUUCAAAAAAGUGUAAGAAAAUAAGAAGACCUUUGCCACCCCGUGAGACAUGGAAAAAAAAAAUUGAAUUUUUGCUGGCUGUUGUUGGAUUUGCCGUAGAUCUAGGCAACGUUUGGAGAUUUCCGUACAUUUGUUAUCAAAAUGGUGGAGGCGCGUUUCUUAUACCAUAUGUGGUAAUGCUGGUAUUUGGUGGUUUACCGUUAUUUUAUAUGGAAUUAGCACUGGGACAAUUUCAUCGAAGUGGAUGCCUUACAGUGUGGAAAAAAAUCUGUCCAGCACUAAAGGGUGUAGGGUAUGCUAUAUGUUUAAUAGACAUGUAUAUGGGAAUGUACUAUAACACAAUUAUAAGCUGGGCAGUUUACUAUCUAUUUUCUUCGAUGAGAUCUGAACUUCCCUGGACUAGCUGUGACAAUCCGUGGAAUACCUUAAACUGCACUCCUGUCACCAAUUUAACAGGUCUCGUCAACAAUAUCUCGACGAGUCCGGCCAAAGAAUUUUUUGAGAGAAGUGUUUUGGAACAGCACAGAUCGAACGGAUUAGAACGAAUCGGCGGCAUCAAGUGGUCUCUGGCGUUGUGCUUGUUGGCAGUAUUUUUAUUAGUUUAUUUUUCUUUGUGGAAGGGCGUCAGGAGUACAGGUAUGGCUGUUUGGAUUACAUCACUCGCCCCUUACGUCGUGUUGUUCAUGUUGCUUUUUCAAGGUAUAUCGUUGCCGGGCGCUGGCGAAGGUAUUCGAUAUUACUUGACGCCACAAUGGGACAAACUGCUAAAUACCAAAGUUUGGAUAGACGCGGCAUCGCAAGUAUUCUUUUCCCUGGGCCCUGGUUUUGGUACGCUCCUGGCACUCUCGAGCUACAACAAAUUUAAUAACAAUUGCUAUUGGGAUGCCAUACUGACUAGUUCUAUAAAUUUCCUUACUAGUUUCUUGGCCGGUUUCGUUAUAUUUACUAUGCUUGGAUACAUGGCACACGUUCAAAACAAGAGUAUUUCCGAAGUGGGAGCUGAAGGUCCUGGCUUAGUGUUCAUAGUGUACCCCGAAGCCAUCGCUAUGAUGACUGGCUCUGUCUUGUGGGCUAUAAUAUUCUUUUUGCUACUUAUCACAUUAGGUUUAGACAGUACAUUUGGCGGGUUAGAAGCAAUCAUCACAGGUUUGUGUGACGAGUAUCCAAAUGUUUUGAAAAGAAACAGAGAGUUGUUUGUCGCUGCGUUAGUGGCUGUCAUUUACAUUUUGUCGUUACCAACAACCACUUAUGGAGGAGUUUACUUGAUAAAUUUGUUGAAUGUAUUUGGACCUGGCAUCGCUAUACUGUUUGUUGUGUUCGUCGAAGCUGCUGCAGUUUGUUGGGUUUACGGCGUUGACAGAUUUGCUAACGACAUUGAAAUGAUGAUAGGACACAAACCUGGUUUAUUUUGGCGCUUAUGCUGGUGUUAUAUAAGUCCUGCGUUCCUAUUGUCGAUAUUUGUUUUCACUAUUUUGGGGUAUAAAGAUAUGAUGGCUGGUUAUAACUAUAAUUAUCCAGAUUGGAGCAUCAAUAUUGGUUGGUUAAUGACGGCAUCUUCGAUCAUAUGCAUACCCGCAUAUUUUAUCUAUAAAGUAAUCAAGACUCCAGGACCGUGGGAAAAAAAAUUUCAGUUAGCAAUGAAACCGGAGGACCCGGAGCCUGACAAUAGAAACAUCGUUGCCGCUGUUCGUAACUUGGGAGUAGAAGUUGGCGGUGGCGGCACGCACGUCUGACUUGAAUGGCUCGUCUGAAGAGUUCACCGUCUGAAACCUAGAGGCGGAUAUGGCACAGACAGCGCGCCUAGGACUGUUCUAUGGCCAUCGGAAUCGGAUCAGUCUUCAACAUACCACAUAUUCUCUCGUUGGACAAUAGUUACAGUGCAGUAAAAUUUUCCAUUUACUGAGACUGCGUUCCCCUUUAUAUUACUCAGCUGCCUAUACAGCCAAUUCCAUAAUUAUCAUUAAAAAAAAAUAUAUGAUACCUCAAUGUUAUAAGCAUUUGAUAAAGUAAACACAUUGUAUUUAGUGAAAAAUGAAAUUAUUAACCGAUUUUCGUAUGAUAUAUUAUUAAUACUCAACUGUUUUAUUGUAUCGUUACUCCAAGAUUUAAGUAUACUAGUUUUGACACUAUUAUAUUUAGAAAUUAAAAAUAUGUGAGUAUGUGUGUGUGUUUUAAGUAGUGAAUAAAAUAUAUUCAUGUUUUGAAUAUAUUCAUAACAUAAGUUACUAUUACUUAUAAUUAAUGUCAAAUAUAUAAUUUACAAUUAAGUCUUAAAAACAAAAUGUCCUGUUCAAUAUACAUCUAACAUCUGAUGUUGUACAAAUUUGAGUAAUAAUUUAUAUGAUAACAUAAGCGUGUGAUUUUUCAAUCAUAAAUGUAAAAUAUUAAGUGUAAUUGUGAAUUUAGAGAAUAAGUUAUCAAGCGUUAAUAUUGUAAAAUAUAAAUCACGAAGGGUUUGUUAUUUAUUAAUAGUUCAGGUGUUUUAGCCUGUAGUAGAUGAUUUGAUAAUUAACUAGUAUUAAUAUUUAUUACAAUUUCAGUGUUUAAUAUAUAUGUGCGUGUAUGGAUAUUUAAUUGUUUUAAAAGCUUUUAAAUUUGAAAAAUAAUUAUUGAUGUUUUAUAACUGUUGCGAUUGAACUAUAAUAAUAUGGUAGAAAUAUGAUAAAGUUCAAAGCUUUAGUUUACUUAAAAAUAUCAGAAUCACUUUUGUAUUCUUAUAUGAAUGUUAUGUUGUGUUCUUAUCAUGAAUAUUAGUUAUAUUGAAAUCAGGUAAGAAACUAUUGAAGCUUUAAUUAGAAUAAGUCUAUAUUAAGUUAAUAAUAAUUCUUUUAUAGGACUCAGUAGCAAUAAUAUAAUUAUAUAUACAGUUACCAAAAAUAAUGAUAUG